Caenorhabditis sp. 36 PRJEB53466 is the source of this 836-nucleotide messenger RNA. The record is from the annotation of a GenBank genome assembly. Lineage: Eukaryota; Metazoa; Nematoda; Chromadorea; Rhabditida; Rhabditidae.
AUGAAGUUCAAACUCACCUUCGCAAUUCUUCUUGUCGUCUUUGGCCUCGGUGAGUGACUACAGUGAAGGUUGGUUGGAGAAGAAUGAAAAUACAAUAAGAAUAUUGAGGAAUCUCGGGUAUAUAUAGGCGGUCAGUUAAUCGAAUCAGAUAGGAAUGGGAUGGUUAUUGGAAUGGGAUGGGAAUGAGCAUUUCCGUCUUCUCCGAUACUUUUACUAUCUUUUUUACUAUUUCAGUGAACGCCGAAGGUGUUCCUUGUCUCCCCGGAUGUUCCUGCGAUUUCGUGCCUGAUCCGAUUAUUCGGUGCGAUUAUGGAAAUUUCACAGAUUUCCCCCUGCCGAUCACUCUUCCGAGACACAACAUCACCAUCCUCGCGCUGACCUGCAAUGACAUCCGCACACUGCCCAGUGUCCGACUGAUUCUCGAAGCUUUCCCCGACCUGCACGGUAUUGAUCUUCAAGGGAACGACAAUCUCAACUGCUCCUCGUUGGAGCAGUUUGAGGGAAAGAUCGCAGUGCUGUCUGACUGCCGUGCCAAGACUGCUCACGUCUGCAACCGAUCUCUUGUGUCCGGACAGAUUACACGCGGGUUUCGACUCGGAGAAUUCGGUACGAUUAUGACUGGCCCAGAAAACUUCCUUGACAAACUGGUGAGUUUCUAUAUCUCUUAAUGUUUUUCUCAAUUACUGAUCGAUUUUCAGUUUGAUUCGAAAGCCACCACCGACACCAACCGCCUCAAGAAACUGUGGGAGUCUACGAAACAGAUCACCUCGGACCUGAAGCUGGAUCAACUUCUUCGCCAGGCCAAAUCGAAAUUCAAUACAAUUUUCCAGAAAUAA